Molecule: messenger RNA, 3101 nt
Organism: Entelurus aequoreus (snake pipefish)
Lineage: Eukaryota; Metazoa; Chordata; Actinopteri; Syngnathiformes; Syngnathidae
Gene: fli1rs
Product: Fli-1 proto-oncogene, ETS transcription factor-related sequence
Exons: 10
Coding region: 431-1810 (459 amino acids)
Biological process (GO): regulation of transcription by RNA polymerase II; cell differentiation
Cellular component (GO): nucleus
Molecular function (GO): sequence-specific DNA binding; DNA-binding transcription factor activity, RNA polymerase II-specific
Source: RefSeq, a predicted model, not a curated record
CCCCACCCUGCGAGUCAUGGUGCGUGUGCGGGGUGAGAGAGUCCCCACUCUUUCCUUUCUUCGACUAAAUUUCCUCUUCCUUCCCGUUCGUGGUCGUAUGUCGGCUGUAUAAUAACACGACUCAACCGCCGCGUCUUUCCACGCACACAACACACACAACACACACGCAGCGCACUAUUUUCUUUAUUUUUUUUAUUUUAUUUCGUUUUUAAAUAAUUUUCGCCAAUUUGUGGCGUUUCGUCGAGCUCAUCGCGCACUUUAAUAACCCCACACUACGAACAAACACAAGGAUGGACGCGGGUGAUUUUUUUCCACGAAGACUCGCAGGUGUCCCUGAACGCACCAUUGGACGCAAAACGGCGCGUAACUGGAAGCGCUGUCUGUGGUGAGUGAGGACCAGCCCAUAUACGAGACGUCCUACACGGCGGCUAUGCACAUGAAGACAGAGAUCAAUUCGCCAGGCGGGUACAGCCACGUGUCCAAGCAGAGCCCCGAGCCCGACUGGGUGUCCGCAGCGCCGCAAAACCCCGGCAAGAGAGGCGAGCAUGUCAAUGGAAGCAACCAUGAGUCCCCGGUGGACUGCAGCGUCACAAAACGCUCCAGACACAUGAGCAACGACGGAGUCACCACUGCGUACCAGCCCUCGUACACGGAGCCCCGUGUUAGCCCGCAGAAUGCGACCCCACCUAGCAGCACCACUGAGGAGAAGCGGGUCAUUGUGCCAGCAGAUCCAGAGGUUUGGACUCAAGACCAUGUGCGUCAGUGGCUGGACUGGGCCAUCAAAGAGUACGUACUGGAGGAAGUAGACGUCAUGCUCUUCCAGGCACUGGACGGCAAGGCCCUGUGCAAGCUGACCAAAGAGGACAUGAUGCAUCUCACGUCCGCCUAUAACGCAGACAUCCUGCUCUCGCACCUCAAUUACCUCCGGCAGAGUAGCCCGACAUUCUCGUACUCCACGACUCCCUCCAACAACACACCGCCGCCAGUCCCACCACCUCAACCCCGACUACAGGUGAAAGCAGAAAGCAAUUUUGAAGAGAUCGGACGCAGGAACAGCUGGUCCGCCAACAGCAUGACGGUAGUGCCCAAAGGCUCAUCCAUGGAGCACCAACACAACAGAGUGACGGAACCUGUUCCAAGAAUUGUCCAAGACCCUUAUCAAACAUUGGGGCCCAUAAGCAGCCGCCUAGCAAACCCAGAAGGCCAAGCCGUCGGCUCGUCCAAGAACCGAACAGGCAAGCAAAGUUCGUACAAGUUGCCUGACCUCAGCGCCCAAAGGCCUGUGGGUUCAGGCCAGAUCCAGCUGUGGCAGUUCCUGCUCGAGCUGCUGUCCGACAGCAACAACGCCAACAUCAUCACCUGGGAGGGCACCAACGGCGAGUUCAAGAUGACCGACCCGGACGAGGUGGCCAAGCGUUGGGGCGAGCGCAAGAGCAAGCCCAACAUGAACUAUGACAAGCUGAGCCGCGCCCUGCGCUACUACUACGACAAGAACAUCAUGACCAAAGUGCACGGCAAGCGCUAUGCCUACAAGUUCGACUUCCAGGGCAUCUCGCAGACGCACCAGAACCACGCGGCCGAGGGCAACAUCGUCAAAUACCAGACGGAGAUGUCUUACGUGCAGCCCUACCACAGCCACCAGCCCAAAAUGAACUUCAUGGGAGCCCACCCGGCGACCAUGCCCGUCUCCCCGGGCAACUUUUUUGGCCCUCCGUCCACAUACUGGAACUCGCCAAGCAGCCCCAUCUACCCCGGGGCUGCCAUGACCAGGCAUCCCGCCACUCACUCCCACCUGAGUUCGUACUACUGAGGACACAUGGGAAGCAGAAGGGGAGGGGCCAAAGUGCACGACUGUUCCAGUUUAGAGCUCAGCGAGGGCCCGUCCAAGAUGAAGCUCGUCUGAAAUGAGGGCCGUGAUGCUGUGAUGUCGCCUGAUUCUUUGUCUUAAAAGGACACAAGGAUACGUGUGCACAUGGGGACACACCGAAAAAAGCUUUGGCACUGUAUACUCUUCUGGGAAUAUUACGAAUAUAUUGAUGACACAUUGUAUUUACUGUAUCCUUCUGUUACGGAAACCACGUUUCUAUUGCUUAAAGGGGAACUGCACUUUUUUGGAAUUGUGUCUAUCAUUCACCAUCCUUUUGUAAGACAAGGACAAAUGUUUUUAUUUUUUAUGCAUUCUAACUCGUAGAUAAACGUUUGCAAAAGUUAGCUUACAAUGGAGCCGAUGAGAGUCGCUGUAUUACGCCUAUGAAGCGCUCUAAAAAACCAACUAAUCAUGGCAGACUCCAUGAGAGACAACAGAGUAAAACCAUCACUUACUGUACAAUGUCUGCUCUCACCAGGAUUCCGACUGAUGGGAUGUUUAUAUCUUCCCGUUUAAAUGAAGAAUUAAUCAUAAUCGAGACAAAGCGUUAAAAUAAAAAAAUAGUGAUGCCAACAAGUGUCUUUUCGGGUCUUUCUCGCCAUUUCUCGGUCUAAGUUGGAUGUCAAAGUUGAAUCCAACUUCUAGGCUUAUGUCCACAACCUUCUACUAUCCAGGUGAGAGGCAUGAUUUAUAAUCUAGAAUUAACUUUCACCAACUCAGAGGCGAUGCAGCAGCUCAAUAUGUCAAUAAAGCAGAAUAAGGCAGUUAGCGCUCUGUAAUCAAUGCGCCGCUAAAAAGUAGUUCCUAUGCGUUAGCGCUUAAAAUAACAAUAUUGCUUAUACUUGGUUAACAUUCAGUUCACGACAUGUAAAUGGAGUGUUACUGACGCUUUUAGGAUGCACUUUUUGAGUGAUUUACAGGUAAAAUGGAUUAGUCCCAUUAGCAUAGUUACUCCCCACCUAGAAUAGGCUGAUUAUUACAAAUUAAAAUGCUAAAUAUAUAUAUGUGUGUUCUUGUCUUUCAUAAGGUUUGUGAAUGAUAGGCAACAUUCCAAAAACGGACAGUUAGCGUUUAAGUAAGUACUUUGUUGGAUAAUGGAAGAUGGGCAGUUUUCGGGAGAAGGAACCUUUGACAAAACUCACGCAUUUGUAAAAGAAAUUGUACAGAAUCUCCGUCAUGUAGCAACUUUUACUCACAAUGUAAAGUCUAAUAAAUGUUCUUUGUAGCUAACAAU